Molecule: messenger RNA, 306 nt
Organism: Cannabis sativa
Lineage: Eukaryota; Viridiplantae; Streptophyta; Magnoliopsida; Rosales; Cannabaceae
Exons: 1
Coding region: 1-306 (101 amino acids)
Molecular function (GO): nucleic acid binding
Source: RefSeq, a predicted model, not a curated record
AUGAUUCUAGAGAAAACAGUGCAAAGAUCAAGAAAAGAUUGGUCAAGAAAAUUAGAUGAUGCAUUGUGGGCAUACAGAACUGCUUUCAAAACACCGAUUGGCAUGUCUCCAUAUCGGUUGGUGUUUGGAAAGGCUUGUCAUAUGCCGGUGGAGUUAGAACAUAAAGCUUUAUGGGCCAUGAAGACUCUCAACAUGGAAUUAAAAGCUGCAGGAGAGAAAAGGUUACUACAAUUGAAUGAACUAGAGGAGUUUCGUAAUGAAGCCUAUGAGAAUGCAAAAAUCUACAAGGAGAGAACUAAGAAGUGA